CCGAAAAAACGGCCACGAAUUCCCGGACGGAAUGCCCUAUCUCCCAGACUGGGACGAAGAAGAACACCUCACCAUGAUGAAAAACAACAAAAUUUCAAAAUCCAUCCUCUCAAUCUCAAGUCCAGGCUGUCAUCUCGUGCCGGGAAACGACUCCCUCGCCAGAAAUCUAGCUCGAGAAGUGAAUUCUUUCGCCAGCGAUUUAAAGAAACGCAGACCCGAUCGUUUCGGAUAUUUCGCUGCAUUACCAUUACCCGAUGUGCAAGGAUGUUUAGAGGAGAUUGAAAAGAGUGUUGAAGAAGGUUGUGAUGGGUUUGUGAUGUUCACGAAUCAUCACGGACAUUAUCUUGGCGAUAAGGAAUUUGAUGCUGUGUUUGAUGAGUUGAAUAGGAGGAAGGCUUUGGUUUUCAUACAUCCUACCACGCCUCACUGUCCCUGUUCGUCUGAAGAGAUUGCUGCUGGACAGCAGCCGAUGAAAGCUACGCCGUUUCAAGGGAAGUUACCGAAUCCUUGGUUGGAGUUUACGUUUGAUACGGCGAGGGUUGUGACGAAUUUGUUUCUGAGUGGGACUGUGCAAAGGUGUCCGAAUCUUAGGAUUGUUCUAUCACAUUUGGGAGGAGCUUUUACGCCUUUGCUUUCGCGAUGGACAGGGUAUAGUGAAAUGCUGCCGGGGCCGACGUGGCAGAGUGUGUCUGAGGAGGUAGUCAAGGAGGCGUUCAAGAAGCAGAUAUGGUUUGAUAUGGCUGGCUUUCCAUUUCCGAGCCAGCUGAAAGGUCUGGUAGAGGGGGUUGGUGUUUCGCAUACAAGACUAAUGUAUGGGUCUGAUUACCCCUUCACACGCAUAAAGCUCGUUGAGAUCUUGAUUGGGCAAAUGGACGAGGGCGUGAAGAAGAUGUUCAGCGAGGAGCAGAUCAAAGACUUGUAUCAGGGAAACGCUGAGAAGCUUCUAGCAUGCAAAUAGACACCAUUUG
This is a messenger RNA of Pseudocercospora fijiensis CIRAD86, 968 nucleotides long. RefSeq lists its product as uncharacterized. Gene Ontology annotation, biological process: secondary metabolic process. The transcript has a single exon. Gene Ontology annotation, molecular function: hydrolase activity; carboxy-lyase activity. Bases 32 to 958 code for a protein of 308 amino acids. The record is from RefSeq and is a predicted model, not a curated record. NCBI's taxonomy places the organism in Eukaryota, Fungi, Ascomycota, Dothideomycetes, Mycosphaerellales, Mycosphaerellaceae. Gene Ontology annotation, cellular component: cytosol; cytoplasm.